AUGGCGACGAGGAGACAAGGUUACGCGGCCAUUCCAACCAAUGAAGAGGGAGACACUGAACAACAGCCCCAUGGAGUGAAUGACAGCGACAGCAGCUUGCUUGGUCGUGUCAAGAACUAUGACUAUCGCGGCUUCUUUUCACGUUACCGCAUUGGCUACAUUCUCGCGAUCCUCAUUCUUUUGGCGUUGGGAGCAGCUUUAUUUGUGGCACUUCUUCUUCCUGAAAACGGCAGUGAUGGCAAUAAUCCAUGGCAUCGAUCACACUUGCAAGCACCUGUCAAAGCGGGUAUCUCCAAGGUUGCCAUGCAACAAGGACUUGACAAAUGCGAGGCUAUUCAGAACAAACGACGUAUUCCCAAUGAGCCCAAUCCACAUCGAUCGAAUCCACGUGCAUCCAAUGAUAGUCAACCUAUUUUACUCAAGAAUGCCAAUGUUUGGGAUGGACAAGGCAAUGUGUUGGAAGAUGUUGAUAUCUUGAUGCAAGAUGGCGUGAUCAAAAAAGUGCAAGCUGAUAUCACCGAGACGCCGGAUGGUACCAAGAUCAUUGAUGUUCGAGGUCAUAUUGUGAGUCCUGGAUUAGUUGACAUGCAUAGUCACCUGGGAUUAGACUCAUGGCCUGAAUUGGAUGGUUCUCAAGAAACAAACGAGGCUUCGAAUCCAUUGACUCCAUUUGUACGCUCCCUUGAUGCUUUCAGCCCUUCAGAUAAUGCUAUCCGCAUCGUUGCAUCGGGUGGUGUCACGACCGCUCUCGUCCUUCCUGGAUCAGCCAACAUCAUGGGUGGUGAAGCCUUUGUGUUCAAACUACGUCCAGUACCCACUACAAGUAAUGCCGACAUGCUUGUUCAAGCUGGCAUCGAUGAAUCUAUUGAAACAAAAUGGCGUUGGAUGAAAAAUGCGUGCGGCGAGAACCCAAAAAGAUUUUAUGGGACUCAUGGACGUAUGCCAAGAACUCGUAUGGGUGAAGCGUACAUGUUCCGACAACGAUUGGAUGAAGCACGUCAAUUAUUGGAAGCUCAAAAUGAUUGGUGUCUUGCCGCACAAGAUUUGGAUAUCAAUGCUCCUGAUACUCGUCUCGAAUCCCGAUUCCCAGAAGAUCUUGCAUAUGAAUCUCUCGUUGCACUCUUGCGUGGUGAUGUCCGAUUGAACAUCCAUUGUUAUGAGACACAUGACUUGGAAGCUAUGAUUCGCCAUUCGCAUGAAUUCAACUUUAACAUCACUGCAUUCCACCAUGCCCUUGAUGCGUACCUUGUACCUGAUAUCAUCAAGCGAGCCAAGAAUGAGAUUGUGAUUGCCACCUUUGCUGAUCAUUGGGGAUACAAAAAAGAAGCAUUCCAAGCCUCGCCCUAUGGCCCCAAGAUUCUUCAUGAUGCUGGUAUCCCUGUGGCUCUCAAAUCCGAUCAUCCAGUCCUCAACUCUCAACAUUUGGUGUUUGAAGCUGCAAAGGCCAAUCAUUAUGGUCUCCCAUUACAAGAAGCCUUCAAAGCUGUGACCUCUGUACCUGCCAAAGCCAUCGGAUUGGAUCAUCGCGUUGGAUCACUCAAGCCUGGAUAUGAUGCGGAUGUGGUCAUUUGGGAUCGUGAGCCUCUUACGCUUGGUGCUACACCUCUUCAAGUGUUUGUCGAUGGUAUUCCUCUCUUUGAUGAAACGCCUAUUGAACCUGCCAACGCCAAGUAUGAUACUACCGCUGAAUCAAACAAGGAGAUUUCUGUUCAAGCAAUGACGGCUGAUAUCAAGGAUGAAGACUCAUUCAUGUUGACCAAUGUGGGUGGUGCCAUGGUUGGAAAAGAUUUCAUUACCGGUCCUGUCAAUGUCUAUGUGCAAGAUGGCAAGGUGGUCUGUGCGGGUGAUAAGUGUGACAGCGAGAUGGUGCAUACCAAGGAUAAUGUUCGCAUGAUGGAUGUCAAUGGCGGUUAUGUGAUUCCUGGUCUUAUUGCAGUUGGCUCUCAUUUGGGUGUGGUGGAAAUUCCUUCCGAAGAAAGUACUGGUGAUGGCACUGUCAAGGCUUCAAAGUCCAAGGAUCCCCAAGAUGUGGUUUAUGCGGUUGAUGGCAUUAAGUUGGGUACUCGGCAUUUGGAAGAGGCAUUCAAGGGUGGUGUCAUGAACAGUAUUACUGCACCCAUGUCCGAUAAUGUCAUUGUUGGUGUGAGCACGGCUUUCAAGACACAUGCUGAUUCAUUACUUUCGGAAGGUGCACUCAUUACUCCAGCUGCAGCCUUACAUUUACAAAUUGGAGAUAACGCCAAAUCAGCCAGCUUCCCCACCGUCUCGUCUCAAAUUUCGUUUAUUCGUCAGGUAUUGAAAGACAAUGUCGAUAGCAAGAAUGUGUUUGGACAAGCUGCACGAGGUGAAAUCCCAACGGUGGUGAGCGUACACAACAAAGACGAGAUUGCAUCUUUGGUGAUGCUCAAGCAGAACCAUUUGCCUGAGACACGAUUUGUGGUGAUGGGUGGCGCCGAGGCACAUCUUGUAGCACAACAUUUGGCAGAUGCAGAUAUUCCCGUUAUCCUACGACCCACUCUUUGUACACCAGCUAGCUUCGACUCUAUUCAUUGUUUGACCGGUGCACCCUUGACCAAUGGUACAGCAGCUCAUGUGUUACAUCGCCAUGGUGUCAAGAUUGCUUUGGGCGUUGAAGAUGAUGGAUUGGCACGUAAUUUGGCUUGGGAUGCUGGAUGGUUAGCUGCUACUUCACCCAACACUGCUACCGAUGAUGCUAGUCAUAUAUCGGAAGAAGAAGCUAUGCGAUUUGUUACCACCAAUAUCCAAGAGAUUUUCGGUCUUUCCUCUUCUCAGAGCAUGGACGGCAAUGAUGAAUUUGUUGUGUGGUCAAACAAUCCCUUGCAAUUACAUAGCCGACCUCUAUUUUCCUAUUCCAAAUACCAGGGUAUCAAGUCCAUUGUAUAA
Molecule: messenger RNA, 2904 nt
Organism: Lichtheimia ornata
Lineage: Eukaryota; Fungi; Mucoromycota; Mucoromycetes; Mucorales; Lichtheimiaceae
Exons: 6
Coding region: 1-2904 (967 amino acids)
Biological process (GO): purine nucleobase catabolic process
Cellular component (GO): cytoplasm
Molecular function (GO): allantoinase activity
Source: RefSeq, a predicted model, not a curated record